UUACAUUAAUCACAUGACAGCACGUGAGAUGUCACUGUGAAUUUUACUAGUUCAGAGUGAAUUUUUCUUCGUACUCCAUCAACGUCGCAACGCAGCUGACUGGACUCCCCUCAGCAUUGAAUUAAGAAAAAACAUACAAAAUCAUCAAGAAAAAUUAUAAAUUUUUCUAAACAGAGUGUGAGGAAAUUCCAAUUGGAAGUAAAGAAAAACAAGUGUAAGAAAACCCACUAAAAAUGGCUCUUUCUGCAUCCCAAGCUCACAAGGAGCAUGUCCUAGCUGUUUCUCGGGAUUUCAUUUCCCAACCUAGAUUGACCUACAAAACCGUGUCCGGUGUAAACGGUCCCUUGGUCAUUUUGGAUGAAGUUAAAUUCCCCAAAUUCGCUGAAAUCGUACAGUUGCGUUUGGCUGAUGGUACUGUACGUUCUGGUCAAGUAUUGGAAGUCAGUGGCUCCAAGGCUGUCGUCCAAGUCUUCGAAGGUACCUCUGGCAUUGAUGCCAAGAACACAUUAUGUGAAUUCACCGGUGACAUUUUGCGUACCCCCGUAUCUGAGGAUAUGUUGGGUCGUGUCUUCAACGGCUCCGGCAAGCCCAUCGACAAAGGUCCCCCAAUUUUGGCUGAAGAUUUCUUAGAUAUCCAAGGUCAACCCAUCAACCCCUGGUCUCGUAUCUACCCCGAGGAAAUGAUCCAAACUGGUAUCUCAGCCAUUGAUGUAAUGAACUCUAUUGCUCGUGGUCAGAAGAUUCCCAUUUUCUCAGCUGCUGGUUUGCCCCACAAUGAAAUUGCUGCCCAAAUUUGUCGUCAAGCUGGUUUGGUUAAGGUUCCCGGUAAAUCUGUUUUGGAUGAUCAUGAAGAUAACUUCGCUAUUGUAUUCGCUGCUAUGGGUGUUAACAUGGAAACUGCCCGUUUCUUCAAACAAGAUUUCGAAGAGAACGGUUCUAUGGAAAAUGUGUGCUUGUUCUUGAAUUUGGCCAACGAUCCCACCAUUGAACGUAUCAUUACCCCACGUUUGGCUUUGACUGCUGCCGAAUUCUUGGCCUACCAAUGCGAGAAACACGUCUUGGUCAUCUUAACCGAUAUGUCCUCCUAUGCUGAAGCUUUGCGUGAAGUAUCCGCUGCCCGUGAAGAAGUACCCGGUCGUCGUGGUUUCCCCGGUUAUAUGUACACUGAUUUGGCCACCAUUUACGAACGUGCCGGUCGUGUUGAAGGUCGUAACGGUUCCAUCACACAAAUUCCCAUUCUUACUAUGCCUAACGAUGAUAUCACCCAUCCAAUUCCUGAUUUGACUGGUUACAUUACUGAGGGUCAAAUUUACGUUGAUCGUCAAUUGCACAACAGACAAAUCUAUCCUCCAGUCAAUGUGUUGCCCUCUUUGUCACGUUUGAUGAAAUCUGCCAUCGGUGAGGGUAUGACCCGUAAGGAUCACUCUGAUGUAUCCAAUCAAUUGUAUGCUUGUUAUGCCAUCGGUAAGGAUGUACAAGCUAUGAAGGCUGUCGUCGGUGAAGAAGCUUUGACUCCUGAUGAUUUGUUGUACUUGGAAUUCUUGACCAAAUUCGAAAAGAAUUUCAUCUCACAGGGUAACUACGAAAACCGUACUGUAUUCGAAUCUUUGGAUAUUGGUUGGCAAUUGUUGCGUAUCUUCCCCAAGGAAAUGUUGAAACGUAUUCCAGCUUCUAUUUUGGCUGAAUUCUAUCCCAGAGAUUCACGUCAUUAAAUUUGUUUUUACAUUAAUAAUAUAUUUUUUUCGUCAUUAUCUGUUUAUUUUAUUUGUUUAUUAAAUUUUUAGUCUAAAAGCUUUUUUGCAAGCUUUUGAAAUAUUUGUUCUCUUUAAUUGCAAUAAUUAUACAACAAAAGCACAUUAAGCAAAUCACUGUUAAAUUUAAAUUAAAGAUAAAGUUAAAACCAUUUAGUAUGAUGUCAACGAAAAUAUAGAGCAAUUUUAAAUUUUCAGUCAUCAAAGCCAAAAAAUUAUUAUAAAAUUAACAACAACAACAAAUUAUAAUACUAAUUGUAUAUAAACAAAAUAUAUAUAGUAUAAAAAAGGAAGAAAUGGAACACAAUGUAAAAACAAAAUCUAUUUUAAAGCAAUAUUUACUUACAAACAAAAAGUCGCCGCCCGCCAUAAAAUCUUGUUUUAAAAAUGAUAUUUGUUUUUUAUUUAAAAAGUGUUAAGGGUUUACUACUACUAAAAUAAUACAUAUACAUUUAUCGCCCAAUAACAACAACAACGUAAAAAAAUGCAAUAGCAAAUUAUUUUUAUUUUAGUAAAAAGGAAAAAUCAUUUGCGUUUUGUUAAAAUUAUUAAAAAAAAAUAAACAACUGUUUGUUUCUUUGUUAGUUUUUAAGUUUUAAAACACAUGUAUUAAUUAAAAUGUCUGUUUAUUGUUUUUCUUCUUUUCAUUUUACAAAAAUCUAUUUUAUUUUGCUGUUAUAAACAAAAUUAUCUAUCAUAUUAUACACCUCUCUCUUGUUAAACAAAGUGGUAAAAAAUGCAAAUUCUUUAUAUAAUUACACAGCAUUCCAAAAAAACAAAAAUAAAAACAUACAUUACAUUUUAAA
Messenger RNA from Lucilia cuprina (Australian sheep blowfly), 2557 nucleotides. RefSeq names its product V-type proton ATPase subunit B (gene Vha55). Gene Ontology annotation, cellular component: proton-transporting V-type ATPase, V1 domain. Gene Ontology annotation, biological process: proton transmembrane transport; ATP metabolic process. The record is from RefSeq and is a predicted model, not a curated record. NCBI's taxonomy places the organism in Eukaryota, Metazoa, Arthropoda, Insecta, Diptera, Calliphoridae. The transcript is spliced from 5 exons. The coding region runs from base 234 to 1712 and encodes 492 amino acids. Gene Ontology annotation, molecular function: ATP binding; proton-transporting ATPase activity, rotational mechanism.